UCGGGCAAGAAAAAAAAGAAGGCAAGAAGACGAGUGCAGUUGUUUGACACUUCGCACUCUCUUUCUUUGGCUUCCAACGGUCCAACUUUGACUCUCUUUGUUCUUUCAUCAACUUCCUCCUUCCUCUUCUUCCCAUGGCUUGGCAACAUUCCCUAAACCCUAGAACAACUCCUUCACCGCUCUGUUUCUGAUUCGUCAGUUGCUCUCUCCGUUUACGUUGCCACUUGCGACCAUCACUAUGAACUGGACCGUUGAUCCCGCGCUCUUCGCUUUUCUUUUUCCCUCUCUAUGGGAGAUCAAAGUCGCCGUCGCCGCCGCUGUCUUCGUCAUAAUCGCCUAUCGCUUCUUCGCCGCCCGAACCGGACACUUCCACGCCGAUCCGUCGCUUCCCGACAAUUCCACCACAGUCGAUGUCGCCGACGAUAAGGACAAGAUGGAGCAGCCUAAAGUGGAUUCUCAAGCCAGUUCAGCGUACUUGAUCAAGUUAGAACUAUUGGCUGCUAAGAAUCUUGUUGGUGCAAAUUUAAAUGGCACAUCGGAUCCUUAUGCUAUAAUCACAUGUGGCAAUGAAAAGCGAUUCAGUUCCAUGGUCCCUGGUUCAAGAAAACCAAUGUGGGGUGAGGAGUUCAAUUUUUCUGUUGAUGAACUUCCUGUCCAGGUAUCUGACAUUAUCUAUCACAUAUGUGUCAAAUUGGAGUAAUUAUCACCUAUUCAUGAUUU
Messenger RNA from Vigna umbellata (rice bean), 720 nucleotides. NCBI's taxonomy places the organism in Eukaryota, Viridiplantae, Streptophyta, Magnoliopsida, Fabales, Fabaceae. The record is from RefSeq and is a predicted model, not a curated record.